Dictyostelium discoideum AX4 is the source of this 2781-nucleotide messenger RNA. RefSeq lists its product as hypothetical. The transcript is spliced from 4 exons. NCBI's taxonomy places the organism in Eukaryota, Evosea, Eumycetozoa, Dictyosteliales, Dictyosteliaceae. The coding region runs from base 1 to 2781 and encodes 926 amino acids. The record is from RefSeq and is a predicted model, not a curated record. Gene Ontology annotation, molecular function: protein kinase activity; protein serine/threonine kinase activity; ATP binding.
AUGGAAGAGGAUAAGGACUCAGAUACCCUCCAAAUUUUAAAUGAUAUAAUUAAUAAUGAACCAAAUUUAGAAAUUUAUGUAAAAUCCAAAAAUAAUAAUUACAUUUCAAGCAGAGAAUUGCCAACGCAAGAUUCAUCAACCAAAACUUCAAAUAUUACUACGCCAAAUAAUAAUAAUAAUAAUAAUAAUAAUAAUAAUAAUAAUAAUAAUAAUAAUAAUAAUAAUAAUAAUAAUAAUAAUAAUAAUAAUAAUAAUAAUAAUAAUAAUAAUAAUAAUAAUAAUAAUAAUAAUAAUAAUAAUAAUAAUAAUAAUAAUAAUAAUACACCAACAUCAUUAAAUUCAUCAUGGAAGUCAGUUGUACCAAAAAGAAAAAUUGAUACAUCUAGUGGUGCUAUUUUGAAUAAUAAUAAUAAUGUCGGAUCCCCGAAUAAUCAAUCAACAUCACAAACAAAUCAUCAGCAACCACCACCACAACAAUUACAACAACAACAAUCAUUAUCAUCAACAUCCACACCAUCAAUAUCACCACCAAUGUUAUCACCAUCAAGAAGGAAUGUGACAUCACCCAAUUUGACAAGGAGUGAUCCAACAGUACCAAUUACCAACUCAAGACCAACAUCACCACUUACACCACCACUUUCUCCACAAUUUCAAUUAAAUAAUUUAAAUUUUGAUGAUAAUAAUGAUCAUUCAACCACCACCACUAAUAAUAACAAUAAUAAUAAUAAUAAUAAUAGCAAUAAUAAUAAUAAUAAUAAUAGACCAAAAUUAAUGAGAGAAAAUUCAAUAAAUAAAAGAUCUUCAUUACAAACUUUACCAGUAUCUUCCUCCUCUUCUUCAUCGGCAGAAGAUGAAAUAUUAAUAAAGGUUUGGUUACCAAUGGAAUAUACUGGUCAACUUUAUAAAGUUAGAAAAUUUAGUGGUGGUAGUUCAACUUUAAAAGUAUCAUCAAUGCUAAAUUCACAACUAUCGCCAAUGUAUCAAUCACCAAAAAAUAAAUUAUUUUUAAAUAAUGAAGAAAAACCAAUACCAAGUCAUUUAACUUUAAAAGAUUUAUCUUUAUCAAAAUAUGAUAUUUUAUAUUUAAGAAGAGAACCUGAAUAUGAAUUAAUUAUACCAUCAUCACCACAAUGUGGAUCACUUGUUAUGGAUAAAGAUAUUAAAAUUGAUGAUAUGUUAAUAAAGAUUGAACAUUGGUUAAAGGAUAUUUUAGAUCAUGCACCACAUAGUACCUCACAACAACAACAACAACAACUACAACAACAACCAAUUUUACAUGUUGAUAAACAUGAAUACUUUACAUCAUUAGAGGAUCAACAAUUAAUGAGUGGUCAUAUUACAAAUAGUUCACAAUAUACUUUAUUAAAGAAAUUAUCAGUGCCAACUUCAAAUAGUCGUCAAACUGGUAAAAUGUCAAGAGGUUAUUAUCUUAGAUUAUAUGAUCAAAAACCAAUUUCAAAUUAUGGUAUUAAAAUUAAAGAUACAUUAAUAUUUAAAAAAAAGAUAUUAAACAGAGGAUUAUCAAUUGAUGAUGCAGAAGGUGGAAUUGAAAUUACUGUAUUAUAUUCACCAUUAUCAAUGUUACCAACUACAUCUGAUUUAGAUUUUGAAAAAGAAUUAAAAGAAAAUCAACAACAACUUAAUAAUAAUAAUAACAAUAAUAAUAAUAAUAAUAAUAAUAAUAAUAAUAAUAAUAAUAACAAUAAUAAUAAUAUAACAACAACCACUACUACUACUACAUCAUCAUUAAUUAAUCAAACAAAUGAAAUUUUAUUACCAAAUUUAAUAAAAAUUGAUAAUACAUCAUUAUUACAAGAUAUAAAGAAUGAAAAAAAGAAGAGAAAGAGCAAGAGAACACCAUCAUCAGUUGGUUUACCAUUCAAUAUUAUUCAUAAGACUCAUGUUGAUUUCGAAUAUAAAUGGUCGGGUACAUCAGUUGAGGAUACAUUUGAAUUUAAAGAGAAAUUAGGACAAGGUGGAUAUGGUGCUGUAUUUAAAGUUUUACAUAGGGAAACUAAUUUUCCAUUGGCUAUUAAAGUAUUAUCAAUUACACCAACUAGAAUUAAAGAUAUUGAGAAGGAGAUUGACCUAUUGAAGAAAUGUCGUUGUCCAAAUGUACUCUCUUAUUAUGGUUCAAUCAGUUCUAAACUUACUGAACUUUGGAUUCUUAUGGAUCAUUGUGCAGUUGGUAGUAUCAAUGAUAUGAUGAAGAUUUGUUGUGACACUUUGGACGAGGAGCAAAUCGCCGUUGUUACAUUAAAUGUUUUGAAUGGGUUAGGCUAUCUUCAUUCAAAGGGUAUAGUUCAUUUGGAUGUGAAGGCUGCUAAUAUUCUAUUGACUGAAGAUAAACAAAUUAAAAUCGCUGAUUUUGGUGUUUCUCAACAAUUACAAACUGAAUAUGGUCAAGCAAAUGUUUACAUUGGUAGUCCACUCUAUAUGGCACCCGAGGUAAUACUAAAGGCUCCUUACAAUUCAAAGGCUGAUAUUUGGUCUCUAGGUAUCACUUUGAUUGAAUUGGCUGAAGGUAGACCCCCAAAUAGAGGUCUAAGAUCAAUGAAUCAAUUGGUUGAAAUUCCAAAUAUGCCACCUCCAAAAUUAUCAAAUCCAAAAGAUUGGUCACCUUGUUUCAAUAAUUUCUUGGCAACUUGUUUAGUAAAAGAUCCUGUUCAAAGACCUUCUGUUAUUGAUUUAUUAUCUCACGAUUUCAUAAAGAAUGCAAAGACUACAGAAGUUUUAUCGAAUUUAGUUAAACAAACAUUAUCUUCAAGACAAUCAAUAUAA